AUGGUUUCGACCUCGAUCUCUAAGCGAUCUACGGACGUCGGUCUUAACGAUAUGACUACUAAAAGCCCGACAACAUGCCGGUACAAAACUGGUAAAUGUCAAAACACCCGGUCCCGUAAGCGCAACGGCCAGCCACAUCAGCUGUGCCUGUACCACCGUGACAAGGCCAACAUGACCCAGCGCAAGUUUGACCGCCAGAAACGUCAUGCAGCGCGAUCACAGAAAAGUUGUGGCUUGCAUGAUGUAGAGAAUUCGAGUUUUGUCUCGAUGUUGGAAAAUUCGGCUCACAAGCUUCCGUCAGUUUCAACGGAUUCUACUGCAUCCUCUAGAAACUCAGCGUCUUCACUGUCCGACUUGUCAGACACUUCCGAAGCAGUCCAUAUGUACUCUCCCGACUCGCCAGACUGCGAGUUGAAUGAAAGCGUUUGGGCAGAGAUCCCCGAGGCAGCCUCUUCCUAUUUUAUCGAGUAUGCAGACGUGUCUAUGGACUGGCAUCAGAGUUACUUGUCCACAGAUGAGAUCGAUUUUCUAUGCUCUGCGAUUCUAGAGUAA
This is a messenger RNA of Plasmopara halstedii, 552 nucleotides long. RefSeq lists its product as uncharacterized. The transcript has a single exon. NCBI's taxonomy places the organism in Eukaryota, Oomycota, Peronosporomycetes, Peronosporales, Peronosporaceae. The record is from RefSeq and is a predicted model, not a curated record. Bases 1 to 552 code for a protein of 183 amino acids.